UUACGAGUAGGACUGGGAAUGGAACUGCCGCCCAAAUUGAGGCGCUCCAGGGCCCAGACCUGGCGUGUCGUACCGAGUGUGAGGUUGAGACAGGUGCCUGGCUCUCUGGUGUGUGUCACUGACCCUCUACCCCCUCACGGCCUCGGUGUCUGCACAGAGCAGUGCCCCCAAGAGGGAGGUCAGAUAUUGAGCUCUGGGAUGAAGGUUCCCAGCAAGAAGGAUCCUGAAAAGGAGGGAACAAUUGUUGUAGCAGGUCUAAAAGUUCAGAUCCAGGUAAUUUUAUAUUUCCUUUUUAUUCAUGAAAUGGAAAUCACACAUUCUAAUCUUCACACAGCUUUGCCUGCACCCAGUCAUACGGCGUGGUACCACACUGCUAUGUCAAGCACAGCCACAAUCUACCACAGAGCCUGUCACCUCAUUGCUCACAGUCACAAAAAUCACAUCCCCAGGAAAUGGAAACAUUGCUUUGCUUUUCCUGAAUUGUCCAGUGACCUAUCCCAGGCCUUCCUUUCCAGUGAACAAUGGACCAUGCAGGUGGACCCUCCUCUUCACGGGCCUCCAAAUGACUUUCUCAUUUUUCAAAUCAUUCCUCUGCACUCACUUUCUAUAAUGCCCCGGUUUCUCUGGAUUCUGUGCUUCUCCAUGGAGGAAACUCAAGGAGAACUGACAAGUUCUUGUGGUUCUAAAACCAUGGCCAAUGUAUCUUUGGCAUUUAGGGAUGUGUCCAUAGACCUCUCCCAAGAGGAGUGGGAGUGCCUGGACCCUGUGCAGAGGGACUUGUACAAGGACGUGAUGUUGGAGAACUACAGCAACCUGGUCUCACUGGGAUAUACCAUUCCUAAGCCAGAUGUGAUUACUUUAUUGGAGCAAGAGAAAGAGCCCUGGAUAGUAAUGAGGGAAGACAGGAAUUGGUACACAGAUUUGGAAUACAAGUAUAUUACCAAGAAUUUACUUUCAGGAAAGAAUGUUUGCAAAAUCUAUUUACCUCAAUUGCAGACAGGGGAAAAAAGUAAAAACAUCAUCCAUGAGGACACCAUUUUCAGAAAUGGUUUGCAGUACAAACAUGAAUUUGAGAGACAAGAGAGACAUCAGAUGGGAAGCGUUAGUCAAAUGCUAAUCCAAAAACAAAUAUCUCAUCCUCUACAUCCAAAAAUUCAUGCUAGAGAGAAAUCAUAUGAAUGUAAGGAAUGUAGAAAGGCCUUUAAACAACAGUCAUGCCUUAUGCAACAUCUGAGAAUUCACACUGGUGAGAGACCCUAUAAAUGUACGGAAUGUGGAAAGGCCUUUUGUCGAGUGGGAGACCUUAGAGUACAUCACACAAUCCAUGCUGGGGAGAGACCCUAUGAAUGUAAAGAAUGUGGGAAGGCCUUUAGACUUCAUUAUCACCUUACUGAACAUCAGAGAAUACAUUCUGGUGUGAAACCCUACAAGCGUAAGGAAUGUGGGAAAGCCUUUAGUCAUGUUAGAGACCUUAGAGUACAUCAGACAAUUCAUGCUGGAGAGAGACCUUAUGAAUGUAAAGAAUGUGGGAAGGCCUUUAGACUUCAUUAUCAACUAACUGAACAUCAAAGAAUUCAUACUGGUGAGAGGCCUUAUGAAUGUAAGGUUUGUGGCAAGACCUUUAGGGUACAACGACAUAUUAGUCAACAUCAGAAAAUUCAUACUGGUGUCAAACCCUAUAAAUGUAAUGAAUGUGGGAAGGCCUUUAGUCAUGGCUCAUACCUUGUUCAACAUCAGAAAAUUCAUACUGGUGAAAAACCCUAUGAAUGUAAAGAAUGUGGUAAGUCCUUUAGUUUUCAUGCAGAACUUGCUCGACAUCAUAGAAUUCAUACUGGUGAGAAACCCUAUGAAUGUAGAGAAUGUGGAAAAGCCUUUCAUCUUCAAACAGAACUUACUCAGCAUCAUAGAACUCAUACUGGUGAGAAACCCUAUGAAUGUAAGGAAUGUGAGAAGGCCUUUAUUUGUGGUUAUCAACUUACUUUACAUCUGAGAACUCACACCGGUGAGAUUCCCUAUGAAUGUAAGGAAUGUGGAAAAACCUUCAGUAGUCGCUAUCAUCUCACUCAACACUACAGAAUCCAUACUGGUGAGAAACCCUAUAUAUGUAACGAAUGUGGAAAAGCCUUUCGUCUUCAAGCAGAACUUACCCGACAUCACAGAAUUCAUACAUGUGAGAAACCCUAUGAAUGUAAGGAAUGUGGGAAGGCUUUUAUUCAUAGCAAUCAAUUUACUUCACACCAGCGAAUUCACACCAGUGAGAGCACCUAUGUAUGUAAAGAAUGUGGGAAGAUUUUUAGUCGUCGCUAUAAUCUUACUCAACAUUUUAAAAUUCAUACUGGUGAAAAACCCUACAUAUGUAAUGAAUGUGGGAAAGCCUUUCGAUUUCAAACAGAACUUACUCAGCAUCACAGAAUUCAUACUGGUGAAAAACCCUAUAAAUGUACGGAAUGUGGGAAGGCCUUUAUUCGCAGCACUCAUCUCACGCAACAUCACAGAAUUCAUACUGGCGAGAAACCCUACAAAUGUAAGGAAUGUGGGAAGACGUUUAGUCGGCACUAUCAUCUUACUCAACAUCACAGAGGCCAUACUGGUGAGAAGCCCUACAUAUGUAAUGAAUGUGGGAAUGCUUUUAUUUGCAGUUACCGACUUAUGUUACAUCAAAGAAUUCACACUGGUGAGAUUCCAUAUGAAUGUAAGGAAUGUGGAAAGACCUUUAGUCGUCAGUAUCAUCUUACUCAACAUUUUAGACUUCAUACUGGUGAGAAACCUUAUAGCUGUAAAGAAUGUGGGAAUGCCUUUCGUCUUCAAGCAGAACUUACUCGACAUCACAUAGUUCACAUGGGUGAGAAACCCUAUAAAUGUAAAGAAUGUGGGAAGGCCUUCAGUGUUAAUUCAGAACUUACUCGACAUCGCAGAAUUCAUACUGGUGAAAAACCCUAUAAAUGUAAAGAAUGUGGAAAAGCCUUUAGUCGUAAUGAUCACUUACAUCAGAGAAAUCAUAUUAGUGAGGAAGUCCUAUGCAUAAUAUAAAGAGAAUACGACGGCCUUUAGAAAAUGCCCUUUAGCAGAGAAUUUGUAAUUUAAGAAAUUUUCUGUUUGUUACGGAACAUGUGGGAAUCCCUUUUACUUCAUGCUCACAAUUUAUCAGAAAUUAUUUUAUAUGUUAAAGAGCUGAAAGACUAUAGCAUCACUCAGUCCCUGUUAGACUUUAGAAGAUUGAUACUGAUGCACUGCAUCCCAAACCAUCAAGGGCCUUUUCCCCUGCAAACCGUUGUUGAACAGUGCUUCUCUAAAAUGUAAUAAUAAUGGGCCAGGUGAAGUGGCUCACACCUGUAAUUCCAGCACUGUGGAAAGACAGGAGUUCGAAACCAGCCUGAGCAACAUAGUGAGACCCUGCCUCAUGGCUUUAGUGAGCCAUGAUUGUGCCACUGCACUCCAGCUUGGUGACAGAGUGAGAUCCUGUCUCUAAAUAAAUAAAUAAAAUGUGGGCCAGGCACAGUGGCUCACACCUGUAAUCCCAGCACUAUGGGAGGCCCAGGUGAGCAGAUCACCUGAGGUCAGGAGAGGUUCAAGACCAGCCUGGCCAACAUGGUGAAACCCCUUCUCUACUAAAAUACACAAAUUAGCUAGGCGUUGCUUGCUCUGUGGAGAGGAAAGGAAGAAUACAGGCAACCAUUGUCUUCCCUUUUUGGAUACACAUGAUCUGUACAAAGUGGUCAUCACUAGGUCUCUCUUGUCCAGGCUGUUUCCCUCUUAAGUUGUCAUACAUGCUACAAAUUCUGCACUUUCACUCAUCCAUUAGAGCAGGUCACUCUUUUAGACUUAGGAGAUAAUGUCUUUCAUAGUCCUCCACAUCAAGGAGUAAACUAGGUUUUCUCAAUUAUGAUGGGUUUUUCUCUUCUUGUCUCGAACUUGUUUUUCUUUUGUCUCAUCAUCCUCACUCCAAGAUGUCACAACAGCAUCAAUCAUUUUUCGGGGAUUAUUCACACUAGAAACAGUAAGCUUUCCCAAAGAGCCCUCAAAUUGUACUGGCUUAUAGGUGCGCUCCAGUUUGGCCACAUGAGGGGUGAUAAGCUUGGUGUGCUCAUUUUUAGGGCCAUCACCUCGUAUUUCUUCAGCAGCUGAUGGUUUCUCCAGUUUUUCAAAGUAAUUCUGGUAAUAAAAAUCAUCCAGGUAGGGAUCAGUGCUUUGCAGUUGCAUCAUCUGAAUUUUAGAGGCCAAAUCCUUUUCCUGCAACAACAUGAGAUUGGCAUAUGGAUCCUUUCGGAGAUGAUCUUGAUGACUGCUCCAGUGACUUCCUCUAUCUCCUGCACCACUGAGAUUCUGAUGCUGAUUUCUAUUCUGUUGCUGUCUCUGAUGCAAGAGUCAAUGGUGCUGUGGAUGGAGGUGAGUUGUGUCCAGUCUAAACACUGGAACUUGAGAUCUUAGGUUUUGCAAGUGAGGUCCUGGGCCAGGAGGCUGCUGCUGUGUAGGUGGUAUAGCAGAGGGUGGAGCACUAAAGAAGGCAUGGAAGCCUGGUGCUGGGGGAAGCAUCUGCCCAACUUGCCCUUGUAGCAACUUAGGAUUCAUAGCAGCAGGUGGACUACCAACAAAUCCAGGAACCCGUGCAAACUGGCUGGGAGACAUCUGUCCAGGCUGUAGCUGUGCUCCUCCAAGAAGCUGUGCUCUCUGAAGGGGGCUGAGAACAGGAGGAACACUAGGAGGAAAAGGGUGACCCAGGAGGGAAGAGUUCAGGACACUGUAGAGCUGAUUUGGAGACAUCCUGUCAUCAUAGGGACCAGGAUAACAUGGUGGCAUUGGGGGCCGAACAUGGACAGGCUUCAAAUGAAGAAUCUUCCAAAUUGGCUUUCCUUUUCAGUUGCUGGUUUCAGCUGGAGGAAAGUCUAUGGAAUGGGACUGCACAGGCUCUGUUGGGUAAAGCAGGGUACAGCCAUCUGCUUAGGUGGGGUGCCUAUGGGGACAGCUCUAACAGGAGGACUGCCAAUGACAGGUGAAGUUGACCACCUUGGUAAUGCAUGUUCAGAAAGGUCCCAAUCAUUUUCUGGACCCUUGGGGGGCCUCUGAGGCAAGGCAUAUUCUAAUACAGACACUGCAGACAUUUCCUAAGCAAGCAGUGGUCCUCAGGUUUGUCUCAUAACUUCAGAUCCAUCCCAGAUACUGGAAUUCAGAUUUCCUGGUUGGGGUUGUAAAACUGGCCUGGUCUGCACUGCCCUCAUGAUAGCUGGAUCUUCUAGUUCAUUUUCAAUCACCAUCUUACUGAGUCUUUCUGCCAGAUUCUCCUCAUGGUCACCCAACAAGUCCAUUUCUUCCCUUUCUCCAUUGCCUGAUUGUUCAUUAACUGCCACUGGUGGCUUUUCUUCCAAUUCAGCCAGGUGCUCAUGUGCUUCCUGCCAAUCAUCAUCAACUGCACCUGACCCAAAUGUAGCAUCAUUGAAUUGAUCAAUCUCAUCAUCUUCUUCUCUCAGUCCCUGAAAUCCAUCUUCAUCUUCAUCCAGAAGACAAUCCUCCCAAGACUCAUAGUGGAACAUUCUUGGGGAGGUGGGGAGGGAGCAGGAAGGGGAGUGGGGGAGGGAAGGAAGAAGCACUGACUCCCUGGGCUCCUCCAUGGGCAGGUCCUCCACCAGCUUGCAACCCUGGCCACCUAUUUCUGUUUCUCUUUAUUUGUUCCUAUAAAUUCUAGUUACUAUCAUGUAUCAUUUCCUUAAUCCAAUACAACUCUGCUGUCAUUUACUUCCUUUAUGCUGCUACUGUCAAAUUACAUUUCCAUGUUAUAGGCCCAACAAUAUAAUUAUGUACAUAUUGUAUUGUACAAUUGCCUUUUAAAUUUAUUAAGAGAAGUAAAAGAAAUGUGCAUUUGUGCUGCCUUUUGUAAUUUUAAUUAUAAAUAUUAAUUUUGUUAUUUUAAAAAAUGUGGUUUUGAAUUUCCAUGUGGAUUUACUUGCUUUGUUUGAAUAACCUUUACAAUUUCUUAUGUGGUAGGUCUGGGAAGGGCUUUAUUUCACCUUCAUUUUUGAAAGACAGUGUGUUACUGCUUGACAGAGCUUUUGUCCUUUGAGUACUUUGAAUAUAUCAUCCCACUACCUUCAUCCCCUCCAUUGCUUUGGAUAAGAAGUCAGCUGUCAAUUGAUUGGUGUUCCAUUGUAAGUGACACAUCAUUUUUCUCUUAUAUUUUUCAACAUUUUCUUUCACUUGUAGCAUUUCUACUAUGAUAGGUCUGUUCAUGGAUAUCUUUGCAUUCAGAUUACAGUUUUUUGAGAUGCUUGUGGGUAUUGAUUAAUGUUUAUUCAACAAAUUGUGGAUGUAUUUAGCCAUUAUUUCUUUAUUUUUUGUGCUCAUUUCUCUUUCUCCUUUCCUUCUGGUAUUCUCAUUAUAUGUAUGUUCGUGCACUUAAAAGUGUCUUAUAUUUCUUCAAGCCUCUGUUCAUAUUUUCUUUGUUCUAUUUUCUCAUUCUAUUUUACAUUUUAUUUUCUUAUUUUUUCUAGUGGGAAAAUGGAAUUGAGGUUGCAUAAUUUCCAUUGAUCUAUUUGAAAGUUUUCUAUUUACUCUGCCAAUCAAAUUUAUUUAGCCCUUCUAAUGAAUUUUUUGUUUUGGUUACUGUAGUCUUCAACUCCAGAACUUACAUUUGGUUCAUUUUGUCAUUUCUCCUUAUUGAUUUUAUUUGAUGAGACGUUAUCUUUAUAUUUUCCUUUACUGCUGUGAAUAUAUAACAGCUACAUCGAAGUUUUUGUCUAUUAAAUAUGACAUCUGUUCCCUGUCAUAGGCCAACCUGUUGCCUGUUUUUGUUGUUUUGUUUUUUUUGUUUUGUUUUUUGAGACAGUCUUUCUCUGUUGCCCAGGCUGCAGUGUAGUGGCGUGAUCUUGGCUCACUACAACCUCUCCCUCCUGAAUUCAAGCGAUUCUCGUGUCUUGGCCUAGUUAUAGGCAUGUGCUACCACGCCUGCCUAAUUUUUGUAUUUUUAGUAGAGAUGGGGUUUCAUCACAUAGUCCAGGCUGGUCUCAAACUCCUGAGCUCAAGUGAUCUGCCAACCUUGGCCUCCAAAAGUGCUAGGAUUACAUGUGUGACCCACGCACCUGGCCUUCUUGCUGUUCUUCUGUGUAUAGGUCCAACUUUCCCAUUUGUUUGCAUGUCAAUUUAUUUUUUAUUAUUUUCCUAAUAAGUAGACAUUAUUAGGAAACAUACUGUAGUGAUUUGCCUGUCCCCUCUCCAGAGCUUGUUCUUGUUGUUGUUUGCUUGGUUAUGUAUUUUGUGUUUUGGCUAAGCUAUUUUAGUAAAAUCGAUUUCCCUUUCCCCUUGCAGUGUGAAGUAUUUUGUGUUGUUCCCCAGCCUUAAACAUAUGCACAGUUACCCUGGUGUGACAAUGGUUUUAAACAGGAGUCUCUCUGAUUAUCUUUCUCUAUCUCUCUGUUAAGAUGACUGCCUCCUUGGUAUUAUUUCCAGCCCACUAGGCUCUGCUGCCUUCUAUCUGGUCACUCCAUUGUUUUCAACAUUUCCUUGGAGCAUAAAUUAUUAAGCAGUUUAAUAUAAUUUAAGUCAGGCAGGGCUAGUUUUUGAGGCCAGCUUUUAAGGUUUCUUUUGAACUUUGGAGGGCUCCUUAGCUGUCUCUUCCCAUGGAAUUAUCUGAUUAACUACUUGGCCUAUGGUUUAUGUUGUUGUGUUUACUUUAGGGGAGCUAUUUGUUUGACACUGUUUCAGAUAAAUUCCAUUCCGUUGGAGAGAGCUUCAGAGCUCUGUUCUUACAGACUGCCACUCCCUCUGGACAAAAUCUCUGAACCACCAUUCUGGGUAAUAGGCUGGGUGGUUGCCAUCUUGUUUUUUAUGUUAUGAAACCUCUGCCUUACAAGCAAGUGGAGGCAAGGGCAAUCUGGGUCCAAAUCUGAGUUCACUGUGCCUGGGUAGAGUUUCCAAACUGUGGGUGGGGCUGGGGAAAGCUAAGGAGCCUCUUAGUUGCGUUCACUAGGAAUUUAGCCACUUUAACCAAGAGCUGUUGGGGAUAAGAAACCCUGGAGGCAUGCCCCUCCUGUUGAUAUGUGACAAACCUUGAUUGACAGCUGCAGCCCCAUCAUCUUGGCAGCAUCCACCCACAGUGAAGCUUCUAUCAAAUUGAGCUGUGAAGAGUAAAAGGGAGUGGGUUGUGUCUUAAAUGCCACAAAUUCUCUUACCAAGUUCUCGGUUCUUAGCAAGUUUUAGUAGAAUUUCUUGAUAUUUCACUUCCUAUAUACUCUUUGGACACUUUCAGACCUCAAAUGGCAAGGUUUUUAUACAUUUUUUUUGCCAGUUUUAUUAGAAAAUGAGUUUGCAGAGCCCCCCCAUCUACCAUCCAGAAGUGGAACUACAUAUAGUCAUUUAACAAUAGUUUAGCAUUUCCUGUCGUCUCAUUCUGGAGAAUCAUAGACGUGGCAGAAAUACAUAUUCUUGAAGAAAAAAAUGUCUCCCUUAUGGGUACUGUGAUUUCAAUAGGGUGUGGGAUAAGUACAUGACAACAUGCAUGGGAUACACACUCUGUUCUCUACACAUCUGUGCUUUUGAGUUAGAGAAUAUAAUAUAUAUAGAUGGGUAUUACUUUUAACAUGUGACAAUCUAGUUGUAGUGUUUAAGAUUAAAUUUGGUUGUGAGUAAAAUAGUAAAAG
This is a messenger RNA of Symphalangus syndactylus (siamang), 8627 nucleotides long. It is a transcript of the gene ZNF546, whose product is annotated as zinc finger protein 546. Gene Ontology annotation, biological process: regulation of DNA-templated transcription. Gene Ontology annotation, molecular function: DNA-binding transcription factor activity, RNA polymerase II-specific; RNA polymerase II cis-regulatory region sequence-specific DNA binding. Lineage: Eukaryota; Metazoa; Chordata; Mammalia; Primates; Hylobatidae. The record is from RefSeq and is a predicted model, not a curated record.